CAUUCUGUUUUGUGUAAGUAUGAAUUCCCUUAAAAUUCAAUGGAACAUGCAAUACACGAGUGUAAGCGCUGGGUGUCAUCAUAGGGUCAAAGAACGUUCCUCAUCCAGAUCAAUCAUUAGCCUUUUGGGAAGACAAUCAUGGAGGAAGCGGAACGGGCAGAAUGAUAUAUCUAAGUGACACAUUUCGAGCGCAUUUUACUACUACAAUGGACAGUGCGAAAUAUACCGAGAAACUGCGGUUUCGUGCUGUUAGCGAAGUUUCGUUCAUAAACUUUACAUGAGAGAAUGGAAAGGAAUUUAUGACUGGUAGGCUAAUAAUGGCGGAUAUGAAUCGGCUCGCAGGAUCUGACCCUAUAUAUGCAACUGGACAAAAACUACAGACACGGGCUUUCCCCAGGCAAGAAGAAAACGCUGAUUAUUGAACGAAGACUUGAAAACCCAUGCAAAAAUAAGGCUGAGAAAGAAACUAAAGAAAACAAUGAGAUGAAAAAGACAUGCCAAGAGCAGCAAACACUGCAUACUUUUAUGACUCCAAGUAAUCCUCGUUCUCCACAUCGUAACAACCCCCUUUUCCCUAUUCAUGAGGAGAAUUCAUCGACAUGCACCGCCACUAAUACAAGAAAGCACGGAGAAGCGAGUCUAACAGUAGAGUUACAUUUGACUAAAGACAACAGUGAUCCGCACACCUCACCUUUUGGACCUAAAGAGAAGACCGUUUCAGUGCCGGAAGACGAUGGAACUCCACACGCAGCCUUUUCAAAUAAAUCUGAACACAGAAACCAUACAAAAGCCAAAGUGCCCAGACCAACACAGAAGAAAUCAGAAAGCAAAAUUCAACAACAUAACCGAAAGGUUACAGAUUAUUAUCCCAUUAGAAGGAGUUCAAGAAAAAGUAAGGCUGAACUUGAGUAUGAAGAACAACAACGCAUCGAUGACCUAAUCACAAAUAAUGUGGAAGAUGGACUCAAGGUUAAAUAUAUUGAAGGAAAAGGAAGAGGUGUUUUUGCAGACAGAGAAUUCCAUAAAGGCCAGUUUGUUGUUGAGUACCAUGGGGAUUUACUUAAAAUUGAUGAUGCAAAGAAGAGAGAGGCACAGUAUGCUCAAGACCCUACCAAAGGCUGCUACAUGUACUAUUUCCGUUACCUCAACAACUCCUACUGGUCUUCUGUGGCUGAUCGAUUACCUGUCCUAUCUUCCAAUCUCUUCUCUUUUGGUGGUCAAGCUUUCUUUGUACCUCCCCCCCCUGUGGAUGCUACUACAGAAACUGGCCGUUUGGGACGACUAAUCAAUCACAGAAAAAAUGGGAACUGCCAGACUAAAGUGCAUGACAUAAAUGGUAUACCUCAUCUUAUCUUGGUGGCAUCCAGAGACAUUAAAGUAGAAGAAGAGCUUCUUUAUGACUAUGGAGACCGUAGUAAAGAAGCUAUUGCUGCUCAUCCUUGGCUCAAGGACUGACACCCCUGGUCGUGUAAGGUUGUGGCUUUCUUUGUGUAUCUGAAAGAUGAGCUUUAGUCAUGUAAAACUGUAAAAUUUGUUUGUCUGCCUUCCAUUUUCUCACUGUUUUGCUUCACGUAUUUUUGGUAUUAUCCUAACAAUUCUUGUUUCUGUUAAAUCAAAAAAAAAUUCUGAGCUAUGUGUAUGUGAUGAAAGCAUUCAUGAAGAGCAUUCAAGCCCAAAAUUAUCUUGCAACAAUGGCUAAAGCUUUAAAGUGUAUGCUGAUAUGGUUGUAUUUAGAAUAUUUGCUAUUUAGAAACAAGACUUAAUCUAUGGAGCAUAGAUCAAGUGAAAUUGAGAUGGUGGUACUAGGCCAGUGUAAAGUGUGUGUGUGUGUGUGUGUGUGUGUGUGUG
Electrophorus electricus (electric eel) is the source of this 1848-nucleotide messenger RNA. RefSeq names its product lysine methyltransferase 5Ab (gene kmt5ab). Gene Ontology annotation, cellular component: polytene chromosome; nucleus. The record is from RefSeq and is a predicted model, not a curated record. Gene Ontology annotation, biological process: regulation of transcription by RNA polymerase II; regulation of DNA damage response, signal transduction by p53 class mediator. Gene Ontology annotation, molecular function: histone H4K20 methyltransferase activity; transcription regulator activity; protein binding. NCBI's taxonomy places the organism in Eukaryota, Metazoa, Chordata, Actinopteri, Gymnotiformes, Gymnotidae.